AUGUCCGAGAGAACGUGUAGGAUUUGCCGUGGUGAGGCAACUCCUAGUCAGCCACUUUUACACCCUUGUAAGUGCCGUGGAUCUAUUAAAUAUACACAUCAAGACUGUUUGCUUGAAUGGUUGAAGCACUCCAAUAAAUCCACCUCUAAAUGUGACAUUUGUAACACCCCAUAUAAAUUCAUAACCAUUUACGAUCCAGACAUGCCGGAUAGAAUUCCAGCCAAGUUUAUAUGGGAGAAGUUCGUGCUGAUGGUAUCUGGAACGGUGAUAAGAGUGAUGUCCGUGUUAUUGUAUACUAUAUGUAUCUUUGUGCAGAUACCCAUAUAUUGGAAAUUCAUUGGGAGGAUAUAUACGUGGGCAAUCGACGGACAUUUACCUCAGGCGAACCCAAGCUUUUUCGAUGCUUUGCUAUUUGGAGAGUUUGAAUUCACAGAAGCUGUAGCUUCAAUGGUAGAUCGGGCAUACUGGGAUAUCUUGUAUUUUAAGGUAUCGAAGUUUUUCGAAUAUACAUAUGCCCCAGGGCUUCGGUAUGUUUUAAUUUGCAUUAUCAGCCAUAUCGCAUUAUUUAUUGAACAUGAAUGGGUUGUCAGAGACGAGGGGUUCAAUAAAUUGUUGUUGAAAGAAGUAGGUAAAGAACCAAGGGUUAAGUUGAUGGAAGUCUUGGAACAAGCCUUAACAGCCAUGGAAAACGAACAACAGACUGGAGGGCGCCAAGGAGGUGCAGGUGCAAAUAACGAAGUCAAUGCUGAAAUGAUGGCAAGAGCUUUAAGAGACUUAGAGCAAGGCAGACAAAAUGGGAACGGAGUCCCAGAGGAGGGAUUAAGACGGUUCAUUGAAGAACAAAGAGGUGCAAAUGCCAAUGUCAAUGAUGCUAAUCUAAAUUGGAAUAGAUUUGAGCAACAGAGACCUGAAGUUCGUGAGGGUGAAAAUGACCCUCUCCUUCCUAGAGGAGAUGAAGUCGCUCAGGACUUUGCUUUUAAUUUUGGAGAUAAUGAUCUAGAUGCUCUGGACAAUGAUGACAUUGCAGAUGAUGUUGUUCCUGAAGUGCAACCGCAUGCUAGAGCUAGAUUUGUACCACAUGCUCCGAGAAUUAAUCUAUUUGAAAAUGAGGACGAUGAUGAUGAUGAAGAUGAAGAUGAUGAAGAUGAGAAUAAUGCAGACAUAGAUGGAAUUGCUGCAGCAGCUGACGCUGAAGCAGAUGCUGAAGCUGCCGAAGCUGCUGCAGCUGGGAAUGGCGACAUCCUUGAUAUCCUUGGCAUAAAUCUUAAUAAUCUUCGUACUCCUAUCAUGCUCAUGAUUGUUGGCAAUUCGAUAAUAUCAGUAUACCUUUUUGUUGCAUAUCUCAUACCACAUAUGAUUGGAAAUUUCGUAACUAGUGCAUUAGGCUAUGUGUUUAGAAUUACUGGAUCUAAGGUAGUGGGAUAUAUUCCUGAAGUUAUCAUCUCAUUUAUUUCUUCAACUGUCCCAUCUUAUAUCGAGUCAAUUUGCCAAUUUCAUCCAUUUGUGACUACCUUUACUAGAUUCCUAUUUACAGGAGUAAUUCAACCUAUAAUUGUAAUAAUAGAUCAUUUAUUUGAUCCACAAUUCAUGUAUCCUGCUGUUAUGGAAAGGUCUAUUCUUGUGACUAUUGGAUAUUGUGUAUUAUCACUUGUUAUUUAUAAGUUAAUGAAGAGCAUUGCAUCGGGAAGUAACAAAAAGCCGGUUAUGGGUACUCCUCGAAAGAUAUAUAAAUUAUUAUUCGAAAUCUCUUCUACCACUAAAGUGUUCAUUGUUUUUGCAAUCGAAAUCUUUAUUUUCCCCGUAUAUUGUGGAUGGUUAUUGGAUUUUUGCUUGGCACCUGUCUUGCUUGAUAGGUUCACUGCUCCAAACGGAGUGGACAUUGCAUCCAUUCUUGCAACUUCGUUAUUACAUUCAGUGCCAUUCCUUGAUGAUACUGCCUUUGGGAAAAUAAUGUUAUACUGGGUAAGUGGUACAUUAUACAUGUUAUUUUUUGCAUUAUUUGUCGGCAUGGUUAGAGAUAAAAUCUUGCGCCCGGGUGUAUUGUUCUUCAUAAGAUCGCCAGAUGAUCCAAACGCAAGAUUGAUUCACGAUGCUUUAGUCAAACCAUUGUCUCUCCAGUUGUCUAGAAUAUAUUUGAGUGCAAAAGUUUACACAGGAUUCAUCUUGGUUGGCAUAGGUGGAGUAACAUGGCUUUUGAGAUACUGUUUCCAAGAAGCCAACUAUAAUGUCGUAUUGCCGCUUCAGAUACCCUAUGACUUCAAGUCAUUGGCAAUCUACUUUGUUCUUAUUGGCCUGUUACACGAUAAAGAUUUAUAUAUUAGAUAUUCAAAGUUGUAUUGGGGAAAAGUGUUCGAAAUAUCUACUCAUAAUUUAAGAUUAUCUCAUUUUAUAAUAGGAAAGUUGGUUCCACAAGAGAGAGGCUUCAUUGCUUAUAGGAAUGUUUGGGAGCAAAUUUUAGGAAGAUCAUUACCUGAUUAUUCUAAACCAGUGACAUAUAGAGACGCUCUAAAGAAUUUCCAAGAAGACAAGGAUCUCAAGGCAUGUUUUGUACCAGAUGGUAAUUAUGUUAGAGUCCCGGACAAUGAUACAGUGAGCAGAAAGUAUAUUAAAAAGUUGUUUGUUGCAGUUACUAAAGAUGACAAGUUGUUGUCUCAAAAGCAACCACAACUGGAACAAGACCAAGAAGACAACCCUGAUGAUGAUUCCACCGAUGAUGAAAUGACAACAAACAACGCUUAUACUAUUGUGUAUCGUCCCCCAAACUUCAAAAUGCGUUGCUUCGGGUUGAUAGUGAUGUUGUGGGUGUUUGCUGUUCUUUUAAUUCUCAUUAUUGCGUUUACAUCUUUGUUAUUGGGAAGACCAAUCGUUAGAGCUUUCUACAUUAUAGUAGAUGUAUUAGGAAGCUCUGCCUCGCAGAAUUUUGAUUUUAGAUUGGCUGACUUAAAAAGUUUGCUAGUCGGAUUUAACGUUCAAUUGGUAUUGUUGAGACUAUGGGAUAAGGCUCAGAAUAAUAAUGAUGGCAAUGAGGUAUUACGUGAUGCUAGAAGAGGAAUGGGUGCAGGUGAACAGCAAGAUGUUGGCGGAGCUGCUGUUGAAGGAGGGAACAUCCCUGGAGUGGGAAGAAUAGGCGGAUUUCUUAAUUUCAAUCCUCUUAAUUUUGCAGACGCUGCUGGUAACAACAAUAUUGCAGCUAGAGUAGUUCAAUUUAUUGCCGUUGCACUGGUACAUAUUGUAACAUUCAGUCUUUGGAUGCUUUGGAUUGGAUCAAUCCACAAAAUUUGUAUUGAUUUACCUAUCCGUGCAUUCAUAUUCAAAAACGGUGAACCACAGAGCUAUAUCCAAUCUGUCAGAUUCACUAUUAAUCUGUUCAAAAAUGAGAUUUUAAUUUCCAAUCUCUCAAUUGUUAUCCAUCUCUUUGUCAGUAUGUUUACAGUACUCCCAUUCUGCAAGAUUCAAUUCAAAUUCAUGAGAGAUGUCAUUGCGGGAGGUCCACACAUAAAUGAAGCUUCAUACCUUUGGAAAAAGAACAUAAAACCAGUUUGCAUCAAUAUUUUAUUGACAUUUCCUACCAUUGUGGCAAUUUUAUGUGAAAUUGUUUGGAAAUUUGAUGACCAAACUCAGAAAUUAUACAUUCAUCCGUACUUAUCUUCAUUGAACUUACUUGGAUUUAUUAUUUACAGGUUUGUUUCGGGAGUUAUGAGAUUGUUGAAAAAGAUUAACAUUAAGGUCAAGAAUGAGAAGUAUGUUAAGGGGAAGGCUAUAGAAAAUUUUGGUGAUGAAGAUUAA
Molecule: messenger RNA, 3786 nt
Organism: Dujonia railenensis
Lineage: Eukaryota; Fungi; Ascomycota; Pichiomycetes; Serinales; Debaryomycetaceae
Source: the annotation of a GenBank genome assembly